GUCAUGUGUCUCCCAGCCGGCAGGCGGCGCUGUGGGGCGGUGCAGCGGUGCGGCAGACCCCGGGGGAACUGUUGUGGUGUCCGGCAGAAAGACUGUCAGCAUGGCGGACGUAUUUUUCACGUCAUGCUUUGCUUUUCAGUGUUUUGGUACAAUAGCGUACCAUUAAUUAUCAGUAAUGUAAACAGUGAGCUGUAUCUUCAGAUACUAACGGCUGUUCUUACACUGAGCUGAAGCAGCCGUUACACCGCUCGCUGUCGGUCGGUCUGUCGGUCUGUCUGCACACGUCGUGACUUGUGACCCAGUUUGGUUUGUUUUCCUGGACUGACCCGAAUGGGAUGAAACACCAGGAGCCUAAACACGGACCAAAGAGGGUGACAUCUUAAUACUCAUACUUGAGUCAAAGAAGAAAUAAAAUUAGCCUCAGUGAAAGAAACACACACCAAAAACUAACAAUGGGUGAAGUGACUGUAGAAGUAGAUGAGGAAGUGACGAAACAGGACUUCUCCUUGGAGCCACUCCCAGAGCCCCUACUGAUAAUCCUGUCCCCACCUCCACCUUUCUUACCUGUCCCUGGUGAACCGACCAUGUUUUGGCAUAAGUGGCUUAAAGCUUUUGAACACUACGUUGAAGCGCUCGGUGAAAACGAGCUCAUCGACUCCAGUAAGUGUGUGCUCUUAGAGAACUGCCUUGGCCCAGAGGGCCAGCGUAUUUUCACAACACUGAUCCAGAGUGAAACCACGUACGCAGCAGCCAUCUCAGCGCUGACGGUUUUCUUCAGCUCUGAUCAUGCCUCUCAGAUGUAUCGCCUUAAAUUUCAUCAGAGGGCUCAGAUGCCCGGAGAGACUGUAGAACAGUUUGUGUCUGCGUUAGAAGAACUGCUGAGGCCUUGCAACUAUGGAGACUUACAAGACAAAAUUCUCCUGGAUCAGCUGAUUGAGAAAACAAACUGCCCACAAUUUAAAGAGAGGCUGCUGUUGGAGAGGAAAACUCUGACCUUGGAUAAGGCAUUGGUUAUCGGUAAAGAGGUUGAAUCUGUUUUAAAUGAAUCUGAACUGUUUGGUAUUCACGAGGUCAGUGUGGACAUAGGAGACUAUUUAGACCCUCCUGUUCAAAGAAAGGCCAAAAGAGGACGUCCUCGGCGUGGGGAGAGAAGGGCGAAAAACAAAACAAAACCACACUCGACUAAAACCCCAACAAGAUCAUCUAGAUACAAAGAUAAUUACUAUUACAGCAAUGAUAAGCUAUAUUAUAGUGAUGAAGAUAAGUCUAAGAGUGCUGAUAAGACUAAUCUGACUUGUGAUGAAGCUGGCGAUAAAGAAGGUAAGGGUGAUGAUUUGGCCUUGUCAUCAUCAUCACAGAGGAUGGAAGAGGAAGGCUGCGACAAAGCUUGUGAUGGUGUCGAUGAUGAUGAUGAGGAGGAGGAGGAGGAGGAUGAUGAUGAUGAUGAUGAUGUUGACUUUGCCAUUUCUUCGACUAAACCAAAAGGCCCCUACUGUCCCUUCUGUAUUGACAGGCGCUUCAGAGAUGCAAACAAGCUCGCCAGACACAUGAGGACGCACACAAAGGAGAAACCGUUCAGCUGCCCCAUCUGUGCUGUGACCUUCAGCCAGUCCUACCACAUGACCCGGCACCUGAGGAACCAGCACGGUGCCGGCCCACACGUCUGCUCGACAUGUGGGAAAAGUUUAGGGAGCUUUGAAGAGCUGAAAAGUCACAGGAGGACGCACACGUCGCAAGUUCCGUCAUGUCCCGACUGUCAUGAAAAAUUCACUAACAAUGGUGCAUUUCUUAGUCAUAUCAUGUCACACAACACAGACCAGUCUGCCCAGCAAGAGGGACAGAGUUCCCAGCAAAGUGAGGAAGUGACAAACGAAGAAAUAAUUGAAUCAUGUAACAAAGAUAAUCAUGAGAGUGAUGCAUCUGAGAAUGAUGCAGACUCUGGCAAUGAUGAUUCUCAGGAUAAAGGAUCUGAAGUUGGUGUGACUGAAGAUAAGGACACUGAUAAAGCUGAAUCUCAAGAUGGAGGCAGUCAGAAAGAAAAAGUCGCCUCUAAGACUAAAACAAAAGGCCAUUACUGUCCCAUCUGUGUCGGCAGGCGCUUCAGAGGGCCAAACAAACUUGCCAGACACAUGAGGACGCACACAAAGGAGAAACCGUUCAGCUGCCCUGUCUGCGCUAUGACCUUCAGCCAGUCCUACCACAUGACCCGACACCUGAGGAACCAGCACGGCUUGGGCCAGUACAUCUGCUCUAAAUGUGGGAAAAGUUUAAGCAGCUGGCUGGAAUUUAAAGCACACAAGAAGACUCAUGCAGUUGAAGGCCUGACAUGUCUUGCAUGUGAUAAACAGUUCAAGGAGAAGGCUGCACUUGUGAGUCAUCUUAAAUUACACAAGAAGGUCCAGUCCAGCCCUCGAAGCCUCACCUGCGGUGAUUGCGGCAAAGUAUUUGGUCGAAUGUAUCAUUUGAAAAGGCACAUAGUGACCCAUCGCAAAGCAGCAAACGGCGAGUGUUACACGUGCCCUGAUUGUCAGAAGAAUUUUGCCUUCCCAGAAGACCUCAACAAACACCUGGAGAUUCAUGUGAAAGAAAACAAUGGGACUUGUCCGAAAUGUGACGAAACCUUCAGUAGUCCAGAAGAACUGGAGACGCACAUGGGGGUUCAUGAAAAGUCUUACAUCUGCAACACCUGUGGGAAGAAGUUUAAGGUCGAGUACGCGCUGAAGAAGCAUGAGCAAGGCCACCAAGAUGAACAGUAUUAUUGUUCCUUGUGCCGCAAACGCUUCAUCAAGCUGUCUCACUACAAGAGGCACAUAAUGGUACAUGACAGACGGGAAUCCAGAUGUCCACACUGUGACAGCGUCUUUCUAAAGUUAACAGCUUUGAAGUAUCACCUGCGGACUCAUACAGAAGAAAGACCGUAUCAGUGCACCUGCUGUAUUGAGACCUUUGAGGAGAAGGAAGAUCUAGAGCAGCACUGCCUCAAACACAGGAAAUUCAAGAGGCAGAGGCCGUACUCGUGCACUCGGUGUGAUUUCGCUUUCACUACGCUAAUUGAGCUGACAGAACACAUGAGCUCACACGAGGGAGAGCAGCCGCUGAACUGCCCCGUCUGCGGCAGGACUUUCCUGAACAAGAACAAGCUGGAGAAGCACCUGAGCAUCCACACGGGGGAGAGACCUCACCUCUGCUCCGUCUGCGGCAACGGCUUCCCCUCGGCCGCCAGCCUCAAGUUACACAUCCACAUCCACACCGGAGAGAAACCCUUCCAGUGUUCGCAGUGCAGCAAGAGUUUCAGGUCGUCCAGCGGGCUGCGGCUGCACAGCAGACAGCACAUGGAGGUGCGGCCCAGCUACGAGUGUCCCGAGUGUGGCAGGACUUAUGGUCGCAUGACUGAGCUGAAGAUGCACCAGCGCUAUCACACGGGGGAUAAACCGUACGCAUGCACCUGCUGCAGCAAACGCUUUAUUAGCAAAGACAAACUGAACGUUCACAUGAGGAUACACACAGGGGAGAGGCCGUACUCCUGCCCUCACUGUGGACAAACAUUUACACAGACUGGGGACAGAAACAGACACAUCAGUAAAUACCACUAGUUCGAUGCUGGAGUAACAGAACUGCAGUGAAGCGUCGGUUGUUGCUUUUGAAUUAUCGUAUUAGUGGUUUUGCAUGUUUGUAGGGGAAGUAGCAUUAAGAAUCAAUUCAGAUUCAUAUUUUUCUCAUAUUAUUUUUUUUAAAUAUAUAAGAAAUCAAAUAUGUUAUAAGUUAACUUAGGCAGAUUUAGGCUGCCAUUAACACUAAUAUAAAUGAUGAGGAUAUGUGAUUGUUUUUUGGUAAAAUAAAGAAGAAUAUAGAUAUUCUCUCUUGUAGAAAACAAAAUAAAAUCCAAAACGCCACCGCAAAGUAAGGCCUUAAAAUGAUCAAUCAACCAAUGCUCAAUCUAGUCUUCUGGUCACUGUAUAAAUAAUGUGUUACAGAUGGGAAAUGAUCCUUCUGUCUGAUAUCUAAGACACUCAACCAGCAACCUUCUCAGUGCAGGAAACUUCCAUAUUCACAUUAGGAUUCCCAUGUUUGCUGGGUUUGAUUUUAUGAAUGCAGUGCUUUAUGUUGGUGCACUUUUACCUAAUGGAUGAUGGGCUAAACAUGCAAAACCACUGAUUUCUCUGUGCAGUAUAAGCCUUCACUGUUACCAUCCAAAUAGUUUGUCGCUGCUGCGCUUUUUUCUGUAAGAUUCAUACCUGGACGUUCUUCUAUAUUACUACAUCUACUACUACAUUACCACUUAAUACAAAAGCUCUGCAUGAGGGUUUAGUCCUUGUAGCUCAUCCCUCUCACCCUGUGCAUGAUGCGCCCUCCCCACACAGCACUUUCUCAUUCAAGCACCCCGUCUUACCAACAAACACACACUAGUGACCAGCAUGUAAAUGGUUCUUUGCCAUCCAGAGCUUUUUUACAGUUUGCACUGGAGAUUUGUCAGGGACACACAGCUCUCGCCCAAAUCUGUGGCUACAAACUGCAUAUAAUCACGGUCACUCAAAUGACACUAAAGAUUUCAGAGAUCAUGUUUCAAUACUUUUAUUGUCCUCCCCACCACAGUAUGUGUUGUCAUGAUAUUAUGUUUGUUUCAUUUCAAGUUUUGAAAUAUCUUUAUUUAGGCUUCUCUGUAAUCAAGCAUUUUGUAACUGUGUUUAGAAAAGUGCCAUAAAAAUAAAACUAUUAUUCACUAGCA
Siniperca chuatsi (mandarin fish) is the source of this 4726-nucleotide messenger RNA. RefSeq names its product zinc finger protein 665-like. Lineage: Eukaryota; Metazoa; Chordata; Actinopteri; Centrarchiformes; Sinipercidae. The transcript has 2 exons. Bases 453 to 3593 code for a protein of 1046 amino acids. The record is from RefSeq and is a predicted model, not a curated record.